AUGGCCACCGGCAAAAAGGGCGAGAAGACGCUGCACUUUGGCGCGCGUCUCAAGUACCCCAUCAAAAUCACAAAGCUCUACAAGACCCCCGGCGACACCAUCCGGCGCCAGGAACCCGUCCUGCAGUACUCGUACGAGUACACCAUGGAGCUCCCGCAGGACCGCGAGACCCUCGAGCUCCAGCAAAAAACACUCACAAGCAUCACCGACUGGAACGCGCCCGAGGACGGCACGCUUCUCGCCUGGAACGUGCGCGUCGGCGAGGUGGUCGCGCGCGACCGCGCCUGUGUCACCGUCGAGGAGGCCUGCACCCACGAGAUCCAGUUCCAGGGCCUCUGCGCCCUCUGCGGCAAGGACAUGAACGAGGUCAACUGGGCCAGCGAGCAGCGCGACACCGACCGCGCCCCCAUCAACAUGACCCACGACCAGACGAACCUGACCGUCAGCCACACUGCCGCCACGCGCGCCGAAAAGGAGCUGCAAGAGCGCCUGCUGCAGCAGCGCAAGCUGAGCCUCGUCGUCGACCUGGACCAGACCAUCAUCCAUGCCUGCAUCGACCCCACCAUUGGCGAGUGGCAGCAGGACGCGUCCAAUCCAAACUACGAGGCCCUGCGCGACGUGCAGCGCUUCCAGCUCGAGGAGGGCCGGCACGGCGGCGUCGCGCGCGGCUGCUUCUACUACAUCAAGAUGCGCCCCGGCCUGGCCGACUUCUUGGCCGCCAUCGCCAACCUGUACGAGCUGCACGUCUACACCAUGGGCACGCGCACCUACGCGACCAACAUUGCCAAGAUUGUCGACCCGGAGCAGCGCCUGUUUGGCAACCGCGUCAUCAGCCGCGACGAGAACGGCAACAUUGUCGCCAAGUCGCUGCAGCGCCUGUUCCCGGUCAGCACGAACAUGGCCGUGAUUAUGGACGACCGUGCCGACGUGUGGCCGCACAACCGCCACAACCUGAUCAAGGUGAGCCCGUACGACUUCUUCAAGGGCACGGGCGAUAUCAAUUCCAGUUUCUUGCCGAAGCGGGACGACCUGCCGGCGGCAUCGUCGUCUUCAUCCGCGGCCGCCACCGCGGCCGUGCCCGCCGCCGCCGCAGCAGCAGCAACCACCCCGACAUCCACCUCCGCGUCCACCUCCGCGUCCACCUCCGCGUCCACCUCCACAUCCACCACAUCCACCACAUCCGACGCUUCCACGGUCAAAAAGGACGACAACGAAGUGACCGCCUCCCCCGCGUCCACCGCCGCCUCCACGGCCGUCUCCAGCGCCGACACAGCCUCACCUGCUGCUGCGACACCGGCCACAUCCGUGUCCAACGGCAGCACGCCACCGCCCAACGGCGCAACGCCCGUCCGUGGCGACGAGAACACAAUCGACGUGGUCCUGCUUCAAAAACAGACGGAAGAGCAGGAGCGGGCGAUUGAAAAACAGAUCAAGGACCGGCCCCUGCUGCAUAUGCAGGAACAGCUCGACAAGGAAGACUCCGCCAAAGCGUCGACGGCGUCCUCGGACGGUGGCGAGACCGAUGCCCAGGCCACACAACGGCACUGCGUCCUCUUCGACGACGACACGGAGCUCGGCUAUCUCAAAGAGCACCUGACCAAGCUGCACCACGAGUUCUACGAAAAGUACGACGAGGAGCGCGGCGCCUCGACGUCGCUGAUUGUGGACGCCGUCCCCGACGUGGGCGAGAUCCUCGACCGGCUCAAGGGCCAAGUGCUGGAGGGCUCGACCAUUGUGCUGUCGGGCCUGGUGCCGCUCGGCAUGGACGUGGAGCGGUCCGAGAUUGGCAUGCAGGCCGCCAGCUUUGGCGCCAAGCUGCAGCGCCAAAUCUCCCGCAAUGUCACGCACCUGGUGAUUAGCAGCGACCGGCCGCGGACCCAAAAAGUGCGCCAGGCAGCGCGGUUCCCGAGCAUCAAGAUUGUCAACCAGAACUGGCUGAUUGACUGUUUCAGCCAAUGGGACCUCGUCGACGAGACACCGUACCUCGUCGACAUUCACCCAGCCGACCGCAACCAGCACGGCGCCGUGUCUGGUACCGCCAACGGCGGUUCGCAGCUCGGUGGUACAGAUACCGAGACGAUCUCGGAUGCCGAUCUCGAUGGCGAUGCCGACGACAGCGAAAACGACAACGAAAACAACGAGAGCAACGAGAACGGCACGCCGGGUCUGCGCAUCCAUGUUCCCGGUCGCCGCCGUCGCCCUGGUGAGGGCGACGAAGACGAAGACAGCCACGGAGACGUCGGCGAGUUUGACGAGUUCCACAACAGCGACGGGAUGAGCCCGAUUGCUGAGCUCGGCACGUUCGACUGGGGCUCGGCGGACGACGAGCUGGAAAUGUUUUUGGCCGAGGGCGACGACGAAGACGACGACGAUGGUGACGGCGACGAGCGGGACGAAUCCGACUACGGCGAGGACCAUGACCACGACGGCGACAACGACGUCGACAUGGACCGCAACGGCGACGCAGACGCUAACGGCAGCCUGCUGUCGACGUCGUCGAAACGGAAACACGGCAGCGGCAGCAGCGGUGGCAGCGGUGGCAGCGGUGGCAGCGGUGGCAGCGGCGGUGGCAACGACACCGACACCGACGGCGAGCGAGCGUCUCUCCGGGGACGCACGCUCCUGGCCAAACGCCAGAAGCUGGCCUCCCGCAGCCGCAGCGCCUCCCAACGACGCGCCGCCGCCGCCGCCGCCGCCGCCCUGGCUGCCUCGUCCGGUACAGGGAGUGGCAAUGCCAGCGGCGGCGAGUCGACACACCCUCUCCGGCAGCAGACCAACUCGUCGUCUGUUCCGUCUGUCCCGUCGUCUGUCCCAUCGUCUGUCCCGUCCAAACCACCGACGUCGGCCCCCGCCCCGUCCGCCAGCGUGGACAUUGACGAGGACGAGCUCGAGGCGAUGCUGAUGGCCGAGCUGGACGAAGAAGAGGCAGCCGCAGCCGGCGUCAGUGGCGGCGUUAGUGGCAGUGGCAGUGGCAGUGGUGGCGGCUAG
Messenger RNA from Sporothrix brasiliensis 5110, 2988 nucleotides. RefSeq names its product RNA polymerase 2 ctd phosphatase. Gene Ontology annotation, molecular function: RNA polymerase II CTD heptapeptide repeat phosphatase activity. Lineage: Eukaryota; Fungi; Ascomycota; Sordariomycetes; Ophiostomatales; Ophiostomataceae. Gene Ontology annotation, cellular component: nucleus. The record is from RefSeq and is a predicted model, not a curated record. The transcript has a single exon. Bases 1 to 2988 code for a protein of 995 amino acids.